Messenger RNA from Xenopus laevis (African clawed frog), 5184 nucleotides. It is a transcript of the gene atl3.L, whose product is annotated as atlastin-3. Lineage: Eukaryota; Metazoa; Chordata; Amphibia; Anura; Pipidae. The transcript has 13 exons. Gene Ontology annotation, cellular component: endoplasmic reticulum membrane. The record is from RefSeq and is a predicted model, not a curated record. Gene Ontology annotation, molecular function: GTP binding; GTPase activity. Bases 146 to 1723 code for a protein of 525 amino acids.
AGUAUAUUAUACCAUGCCCUAUUCUUAUCAGCAUUAACUUAUACUUAUUUAUUAUUAGCAUUCCUAUUCUGCCUAUUUCCAGGCUGCAACUGAAAAAGCUGACUGAUUGCUGUGGGUCACUGCCCCUUUCAACGAAAAAAACCACAUGGAUGACAUGGCUUCUUCUGUACCUGGCCCGGUCCAGGUUGUGUUGGUACAAAAGGAUGAUCAUUCUUUCCAGCUGGAUGAAGAAGCUCUGGCCUCUGUACUACUUCAGGAUGAUAUUCGGGAUCUGGAUGUUGUGGUUGUGUCAGUAGCAGGUGCUUUUCGCAAAGGGAAGUCAUUCCUGUUGGACUUCAUGCUGAGAUAUGUCUACAGUCAGAAAGAAGGUGGGGAAAAGAACUGGCUGGGUGGUGAAGACGAACCUCUUACUGGCUUCUCCUGGAAGGGGGGUUCUGAGCCAGACACCACAGGCAUUCAGAUCUGGAAUGAGGUCUUCACUAUGGAAAAACCUGAUGGCAAGAAGGUGGCUGUAGUACUCAUGGAUACACAGGGGGCAUUUGAUAGUCAAUCAACCGUAAAGGACUGUGCCACAAUAUUUGCUUUGAGCACCAUGACCAGCUCUAUUCAGAUUUACAAUUUAUCUCAGAAUAUACAGGAGGAUGAUCUGCAGCAGCUACAGCUGUUCACAGAGUAUGGACGUUUGGCCAUGGAUGAAAUCUUCCUGAAGCCUUUUCAGACCCUGAUGUUUUUAGUUAGGGACUGGAGCUUCCCAUAUGAAUACCAUUAUGGAACAGAAGGAGGGAUGAAAUUCUUAGAGAAGAGAUUAAGGGUGAAGGAACAUCAGCAUGAAGAAAUACAAAAUGUGCGAAAACACAUUCAUUCUUGUUUCACUACCGUCAACUGCUUUCUGCUUCCACACCCGGGAUUAAAGGUGGCAACCAGUCCACAGUUUGAUGGUCGCCUGAAAGAUAUUGCACCUGAGUUCACAGAGCAGCUUCGAGAUCUAAUGCCUCUUGUUUUAAGUUCCGAAUGCCUUAUGGAGAAGGAAAUUAAUGGUUCUAAGGUGACCUGCAGGGGUCUGUUGGAAUAUUUUAAGGCCUACAUCAAAAUUUACCAAGGUGAAGAUUUGCCUCACCCCAAGUCAAUGCUGCAGGCCACGGCAGAGGCAAACAACUUGGCUGCUGUAGCAUCUGCUAAAGAUUUGUACAGCAACAGCAUGGAAAAGACUUGUGGAGGUGAAAAGCCAUAUGUUUCCCCUGAUGUCCUACGAGAGCGCCAUGCUGUCUGUAGUGAAGAGGCUCUCGCGCAAUUUGACCGUGCCAAAAAGAUGGGGGGCACAGACUUCAGCCGACAAUAUCGAGAGGAGCUAGAGAAGGAUAUGGAUGAGAUGUACAUGGCUCUCUGUAAACACAAUGAAAGCAAGAAUAUUUUUACUGCAUUCCGCACCCCUGCUGUUCUUCUGGCUCUUGUGGCUGCCUUAUACAUGGCCUCUGGAAUAACAGGCUUUGUGGGGCUUGGGGUGUUGGCACAGCUGUUUAAUUGUGCUGUGGGUCUACUGCUCAUUGCACUCCUCACUUGGGGCUAUAUUAAAUAUUCAGGACAGUACCGAGAUCUUGGUGGAGUCAUCGAUACUUCUGCAGAGUAUGUUUUGGAACAGGCCACAAACCGGAUGGGGAACUCUACCCGGCUUUUUACAGAAUCUGCCAUUGGUGCCCCUCCUGAGAGGAAGAAACAUAAGUAGCAAAGACAACGUAAGUGGGGGAGGAGAGUUCACAUUCGUUCAUCUCCUGCGCCCAUUCCUGCUUGAAACACAGCUGCAGCCAAUCCACAGAUAUCACCAGUGAUCCACCCCACCACUGGAUCUGCACUUUCCUUGCGUUGCAUUCACCUAUCAAAUACAUGUUGCAUGCAACAACCUAAAAGAUUUACAUUUCCAGUUAUUUGACCUAAAAAUGCAGGGGAUCUAAUAUAAUGAUUUGCAUACUUUGCACUUAAGUGUUGCACAAAUGUAAUGGUUACUGCUAUCAUCAGACCUAAAUGCUAAGUAUUGAGGCACAUUCGCAUGAGGAGUUUUAUGGCAUUAACACAAAUUGUCUUUAAACAAAUUUGCCAUAAAAUGCCCCAUGAACCAUUACCCUAAAGAUGCAAUAUAACUCCAGGUUCACUGAGAAAUAGCACAGUUAAGUAUGUUUAUUAUUACAACAUUUAAAAACCAAGGAAAACUUACGCACUUCCAUGGAGGCCGCCUUAUAUAGAGAAUCACUGUGCACCUUUUUUGAAAUGAUUGUUUUUUGUUUUUUUUGUAAGGGCCAAAUAUUAUUAAUAUUUAAAAGAUAAAACUAAUUUUACGACGCACGGAAGUAGAGAGUGACCAAGUGACAGAAAUAAAAUAUUUGUUAACUUUAAAGGCUAGAAAUAAUGAUUGCAUCCAGUUUAUUAAUAAAUAGUGAUGCUUGGAUUGGAACUCUCCAAACCCAACCCCACCCUAACCUGUUCCUACUCAGCCUAGGUCUGAUUCAGCCCAGGGUUGAAAAGGGUUUCAAAGACCCAAGUAUGACCUGCCCCUUCGGCUGACAUCAGAUUUAACAUCAGAAUUGUGAGGGGGGCUUGGCUCGGGGAACCCCUUUUUCACAUACAAAGGGGUAAGCUAUUGGAAUUCCAUUAAUAUCACACAAAAAAAGUUCUGUUCUGCUGCAGUGGUAGCUCAUAUUCCACUUAAACCUGUCCGACCUAGCACAGAACAUUUCCCCACUGAACAUUUCCACAGAUUUUUCAGCCAAACAGUGUGGCAGCAUUAACAUAAGGUAAUGUGACUGGUAAUUUCUAAUAAGAAUCUGUAUAGAGUUGAGGAAAUUCUGAAUAUGUUGCUAAAUCUACUGAGUUUAUGAUUUAUUGGUCAUUGUAAGUUGUAAUGAUGGGCUGUAUGGCUUCACCAAGUGAUCGGGUUUAUUAACUGAAUUUGAGAAUACUGGACCUAGAACUUUCUUAGCCAUUAUGGUUGCCCAAUUGUUCAGUGAGACAGUCUUUUAGGUGUUGGGUCAGCAUUGGCCAUAUAACAAAACGGUUCUAGUUUUUCCCAACAAAUGGGAAUGCGCAACAUUACUUUUAUACUGCUCUUUCUGCCCCACACCUUUUGGAAAUUGCAAAGGGCCUUUGGGGUGGGUGCAGUUAAUAAUAUAAUAGUACAGUUCAUAGUGUAAAGGAACAAUGUCUUUAAAGGUGGACUAACCAGAAAACGCAUGCUAACAGAAAAAGGAACUCCCUUGUUGAGAAGUUAUUAUAGGCUUUUUUACACUACAUUCUGUGGCAUACAUUUUGACCAUACUGUUUUUUAAUCAGUGUUAUUUUUCGAUAACCACUUUUUUGGGGGGGGGGGUCAAACAGGAGUAUUCAUGGUUUACUGUGCAAUCUAAGCUGUACAAACAUUUUAGACUCUCUUUAUUAUUUACUAAUGCAGCACAAAUAAGAACUAGUGUGUUAACCCAUAGCAACCAAUGAAAUGCUCUGUUUGGCAGAGUUUUAUGUCACCAAGCCUGGAAUUCAAAAGGAGCACCUCCUAGUUUUGAGGCCCAUAUAAAUGGGAUGGUGAGAAAAUGUUUCUUGAGAGACACUACUUGGGGUCCUGAGAUAAGUGCCCAUUUGCCCAGCAUCUGUAAAAGCCUUAUUUUAGCCAGUAUUUAAAAAUCACUGAAAAUAGAAAAAUAUUGAGUUACUGAGAGAAAUUGCACUUCAUUUUGUGCAGGCAGAUGGCCAGGAGUGGGUUAUUUCCAGUUUAAUCCAAAGCAUUUCUCUGCUGCAUCACAGGCAUAUUUUGGACUCAGUCCACCUCUGCCCAGCAGGAUACAUGACCACAAACUGGUUUUAUUUUGUGCUUGUUACACAGUAAAAGAACUAUUUGAUAUUAGUUUGAAACUGUUAGUCUUUUCAUAUUUUAUGAUCUCCAUUUUUAAGAACAUUGGGGUUUUUUUUGUUUCUUUUAUAUACAGUAUCUUACCUUAUUCCAUGAAAUACAUAUCUAUUAAAUAUUUAGAUGCUAACUAGAAUCUUGUACCUUUUUCCGGGCAUUCUGUCGGUUUUGUGUAUUUUUCAUAUAAAUGUUUGUAGAAAUAAGUGCCCACUGCAAACUAUAAAAAAGCCUUAAAUCACAGACCAAAAACAUAUUAUUAUCAACGCUAUCAACCCUACACAUUCUAUCUGUAUAUUUUUCUAAAAUCACUUACUGCCACUCUUUUAAGAUCUGUGGCAUGCAAUGUGUUCUUUGUUUAGAUUAGGGUCUUAUGAAGCAACUAACAUUUCUACUGUGUUUUCUUAUGUCUCCUAUUAAUUACAGUUUGCACAGCUUCACCAAAGCAAUGAAACAAUAUAGGGCUUUCUCCCAUGUAACACUAUACUAAAACAUGAAAGUAAUAAAUGGCAGUUGACAAGCAAGUGUCAGUAUGACUGCUUUAUAUGUAAAAAUCUAUAAAAAGACUACCAUAUGCCAUAGACAUGUCUGCAUUCCAUUAUACCUAUAGGAAAAAAAAAAUACCUAGCCAGUGCUUCUUUUUUUUUAAAUAAAAUUAGAGUUCCUCAUUCAGUGGGUAACUGCAUCUCUUCUGGAUGCUUGAGCACUUUGCUGUCAUCUGGUGCUUGUUGGGGGCUGGAAAAUCUGAUAGGCGAGAUAUACAGUAUUGUUUACACAGUUCUCCAGUCCAUCAGGCCUUUGCUAUGCCUUUUCAGCUUGGUGUGACUACUACUCCUUGUGCAGUAGAAGCGGGGAAUUGUCGAGUGUAGUCAGGCACAGGUAUGUUCGGUGGAGAAAAAAAAAGAGAAACUUUAAUUCGUUGUGCUGAAAAGCUUUCAAAGAAAAAAAGAAGAAGAAAAAAAAAAAAGCCUGUAUCUCUUUAAAACUUCUUUAGAGGAGGGGGCGGUGAUGGAACAUUCUUGUUUAUACUCCAUGUAAACUCACUAUUCCAAAAUGUGUUUUUCCAUAAUGUAUUCAUGAGUCUUAACAGGAAGCUCACAGGGAUUGUGCGUGAGAAUGAGAUUUCAUAUUCACCUUUACAUGUUGGUGGCACACAAUGUAUGCAAUAAAACUGAAUGCUAAAUUCCAAAGCUGGAAAUGUACUUGGCCAAGUUCUGGACCAAUGACCUAUUUCUUACUUUUGCUGCUUAUUUUUUUCAUUCUGUGCAUUUUAUUUUUAAUAAAUGCAAAUGCAACCA